AUGAUGAAUGUGAAGAAGCGUCAAGCUGAAGAACCACUUGUUUCCUUGCAAUUUUCAGAGAAGAAGCACCGUGUUGGAGAAGAGUUUGAGAGCAUGAAGAUGGUUGCGAGAGGAAAAGCAAAUCAUGGGGUUGCUGAUGGUGUUGGUGGAUGGGCUAGGAAAGGCAUCGGCGCUGGUGAUUAUGCCCGUGAGCUCAUGAAGAAUGUUACUGUUGCAAUCAAAGAAGAAGCAAAAGACUCUGUUGACCCUAAAAGAGUCUUGAAUCAUGCUUUCAUGAAUACAAAAGCUAAAGGGUCAUCCAUUGCAUCCAUUGUUUAUCUUAAGAAAAAUGUCUUGCAUGGUGUCAAUACUCUGCUGGAGUAUCAGGUUCUUGUUGAGCCAGGGGAUGUUCUAGUUUUAGGAACUGAUGGUGUUUUUGACAAUAAGUAUCCCUUUGAGAUUGAAUCGAUUCUCAAAGAUAUGACUGAAGAAGGCAGAUUAAUGGAUGUACAAGAAUGUGCUAAGGUAAUUGCAUCGAUGGCUUGGCGCCUUUCCAUUAGCAAAAUUGGAGGCCCUUUUGCAGAUGCUUGUAAGAAAGUAGGAGUUAAUCAUAAAGGUGGAAAGAUGGAUGAUAUUACAGUUCUAGUUGCUCAUAUAAUUGUAUGA
Gastrolobium bilobum is the source of this 645-nucleotide messenger RNA. RefSeq names its product probable protein phosphatase 2C 55. The transcript is spliced from 3 exons. Bases 1 to 645 code for a protein of 214 amino acids. NCBI's taxonomy places the organism in Eukaryota, Viridiplantae, Streptophyta, Magnoliopsida, Fabales, Fabaceae. The record is from RefSeq and is a predicted model, not a curated record.